GGUAUCUGAAGGAAACUGAUUAUCGAUUCACACUCAGGUUGCUGUUUUAUUUUUGGUUUUAUUUUGAAAAAGGCAAUGUCUGAUUAGGGGACUCAGCAGCAGCCACAGGUGGAAGUGGUGAUGAAGGUGGAAGGUGAACAAACUUCAACCUCCAUUCCUCCUCCUCCACCUCUGACUGCUACUCAGCGGAUGAAGGAGUUGGAAGAACAGUUGCGGCAGCAGCAGGCCAGGCUUGCAGCGUUGGAACAGCAGGAGGCAACUGAGCUAGAGGCUGCAACAGAUCAUUCCAGAAGAGAAUAUAUGUUGCAGCAGCUAGACAAGGCACUCACAGAUGAUCGUUGUGCCCAGAUCACCAAGCACAUGGCAAAGAUGAUCCUGCUGGAACACAAGAUCACCAGUUCACAAUUCACGAACUGGGAUGACCGCUUUGUGCGAUUGGAGCAUCGGGUUGACGAACUGUCAGCUCAGCAGUCUAAGAUCCUGGAUGCUAUCCAAAGCUUGACUGCUCAGUUGGCAGCCGCCAAGUUGAUUGCCCCUCAGCUCCCUCUGCUGCAACCCAAACCUUCUCCUCCUUCUUCGCCCCCUUCUACUCCCCCUGAACAGACCAAGGUGGCGACUGUUCUGGGGCUGCUGGAAGGGCCUGCACUGAAGUGGGCCACUUCCACUUCCAGCAAUCUGCAGCAGUCCAUGGAGGACUGGGCUUUUGGGCUUGGGGUGGACAAAUUUCUGCAGGCCCUGGAGGACCGAUUUGCAGACAAGGAGCGAGCCCUAAAGGGUGCUGACAGGAUUGCUCCCCUGGGACAGCAGCGGUGCACUGGGACUCUGCAGGCCUUGUUUGUUGAGUUUGAGCAGCUCACCUCCACCCCUAGGUUGGUCAUGUCUACUGACAAUCUGCUGACCAACUUUUGCAGGGCAGCGCCUGAGAAAUUUGAUGUUGCACUGUACAGCGCUGGGCACAAGGACUGGAGGUCCUUUGGCCACGCUGCCCUGGAAAUGGAGGCAAAGCUCCAUGUCCAGGCCCCAUCCUCUAACAGGAGGAAAGGUGCCUUCCCUAGAGGUGGCAGAAGGGGAAAGGCAGCCUUCACUCAUGUGGGGUCUGCAUCAGGAUCAGAUUCAGAUUCCCAGGCUGACGCACCUUCAACUGGGACUGGAUCUGUUGCUGAUCCUGAUGUUGCAGCAGCCGUGACUCAAGCUGUUCAGGGACCUCUGCAGCUGCAGAGGAAGUUCUUCCCCACCACAGCCUCAGCCACUGCCAAGGGGAAUGAUAAGGGACGUCGACCUUCCUCUUCCCAGCGCCCUAACUUCCCCAAAGAUGUCCGGAUGCCAGCUGACCCUCUCAAUCCCUCCACACUCCCCUGGCAUGACCUCAAGAUCCAGGAGGGAGUCUGGAGAAGAAGAAAGGAAAGAGGGGUCUGCCUGAGGGGUGAGGGACAUCACUUCUUAAAGGAUUGCCCUUACAUGCCAGGCCCAGAUGCUCCCCCUGUUUUCUGUCCUCCUGAGAUACAGCAGGUGGUAGAUCAGUAUACUGAUCUGAUGCAGGAGCCCUUUGGGUUACCCAACCGGCCGACCAAGCAUCACAUCGAGUUGCUGCCUGGAGCGGUCCCUCCCAAGGGCCGCAUCUACAGGAUGUCCCCUGCUGAGCUUGAAGAGCUCAGAAAGCAGCUUGAGACCCUGACCAGCAAGGGCUGGAUCAGACCCAGCACAUCUGAAUUCGGUGCACUUGUUCACUUUGUGCCCAAAGGGAAUGGCGAGUUCAGAAUGUGUAUUGACUACAGGGGUCUCAACAAGAUCACUAGGAAGAGCACUGAGCCAGUUCCUAGGAUCGAUGACCUCCUGGGCAUGGUGCAGGGCUGCACAAUGUUAAGCAAAGUCGACCUCAAAUCUGGCUACCACCAGAUUGAGAUGGCAGAGGAGGAUGUCUAUAAGACAGCCUUCAAUACCAGGUAUGGGACUUACGAGUUCCUGGUCAUGCCAUUCGGACUUUGCAAUGCCCCAGGCACCUUCCAGACAGAGAUGCACUGCAUCUUCAGACCUUACUUGAACAAGUUUAUGGUUGUCUACCUGGAUGAUAUUCUGGUAUUCAGCAAAACUGUCAGGGAACAUGCGAAGCACUUGGCUCUUGUCCUUCAGUCGUUACGUGACAGCCAGUACAAGAUCAACAGAGAGAAGUUCUCCUUUGGAGUUCCCUCUGUUAUCUACCUGUGUCAUGUAAUCUCUGGAGAUGGUCUGGCUCCUGAAGCAGCCAAGAUUGCUGCUAUUCAGGAGUGGCCUCAACCUCAGACAGUGAGGGAUGUCCGGUCCUUCAUGGGUUUGGCCUCCUACUACAGAAAGUUUGUCAGGAACUUUUAUACAGUGGCUGCACCCCUGACUAACCUGACAAAGAAGGACACUCCCUUUCUUUGGUCCCUUCACUGUCAGUUGGCCUUCACACGACUCAAGAAGGCCUUGACUCGUGCGCCUGUACUGAAGUUACCUGACCCCACUUUGCCAUUCAUCCUGACCAUUGACGCCAGUCAGUAUGGCAUUGGGGCAUUUCUUCAGCAAGAUAAUGGGAAUGGUCUACGGCCUGUAGAGUUUAUGAGUAAGAAGAUCAAAACUCAAAAGCUCCAGGACUCCACCUAUGAGAAAGAGCUAUAUGCUCUUGUCUGUGCCCUGAAACACUGGAAACACUUUCUCCUGGGCAGACACUUCAAGAUCUUUUCAGAUCACUCCACCUUACAGUGGAUGAAGUCCCAGGGAGAGUUGAAUGAUAAGUUGGCACGGUACAUUCAGUUCAUUGACAUGUUUGACUUUGAAAUGAAGCAUAAGAAGGGCUGCUACAACAAGGUGGCAGAUGCCCUCUCUCGUAGGCCCGACUCUUUUGCGCCGACCUCCUCUACUCACUCCUUUGGAGAGGAGACCCGUCAGACCAUUGCUCGUCUACUGCCUCAGGACGAGACUUUCGGACCCAUUGUCAGGAAUCUGCAAGCAGAUGCUAACUCUGAACCAGGCUAUGCUCUGAGUUCAGAUUUGCUGUAUACUUGCAGCAGAGGUGAGGAGCGCUUGUGCAUUCCCCAGGACCAGCGGCUCAGGACACUGCUGAUGUCAGAGUGUCAUGACGCCCGUGGACAUUUGGGGUUCCUAAAGUCUUAUGCAGCCCUGUCGCAGCGCUUCUUCUGGAAGGAGAUGCGGAGUGAUAUGCUGCGCUAUGUGGACACCUGUGAGCUCUGCCAAAGGAAUAAGGUCCAGCGUAGACCUCCUUUGGGACUGCUCAAACCCCUACCCAUACCUAAUGGCCCUGCUGAAUCUGUGUCGAUAGACUUCACAGAUUUAGGCAGACCACCCCUCGGGGCAUGCGUCAGGUUAUGGUCUGCGUGGACAGGUUCUCCAAAUACGCACAGUUCAUCCCCUUGCCAGAGGUAGCUAGGGUACCGGCUGUGAGAGCAACCUUCUCUUAGAGGUGGGUCACACACCAUGGACCGCCCACUUCUAUUGUUAGUGAUUGAGACCCCAAAUUUUGCAG
Messenger RNA from Chara braunii, 3502 nucleotides. NCBI's taxonomy places the organism in Eukaryota, Viridiplantae, Streptophyta, Charophyceae, Charales, Characeae. The record is from the annotation of a GenBank genome assembly.